This is a messenger RNA of Manis pentadactyla (Chinese pangolin), 1695 nucleotides long. RefSeq names its product salivary glue protein Sgs-3-like. NCBI's taxonomy places the organism in Eukaryota, Metazoa, Chordata, Mammalia, Pholidota, Manidae. The record is from RefSeq and is a predicted model, not a curated record. The transcript has 3 exons. The coding region runs from base 115 to 1572 and encodes 485 amino acids.
UCUUUCUUCUUGAGCUUUCAAAUUGUGGCUAAACUGAUUAUCUGGCAAAAGUAAGAUUAAGCAACAGUUUGGUUGUUCCAAAGAAGAAUCUCCUGCUCAGGGCAACAUCAAAGAAUGAAAACAUUAACUUUCAUCUUCAGCCUGUUGGCUCUUUUUGCACGUUUUGUGCACAGUGAUGGUCAAAGAGCUCCCAGGCGACUACAUCUACUCGGCCAGCUAUCCCCACGUCUUCUGCCUUAUGAACCAGGACAAGUUCUACCACGCCUUUCCCCUCCCUAUGGCCCAGGACUUAUUCCACCACCUCCUCCUUGGGGUCCACCAAGGCGCACACGACCCUCUCAUCCUCGGGGUCCACAAAGGCGCCAUCCUUCUCCUUUCCCCUUUGACCCAGUGCACCUCCCAUCCCAACACCUUCCACUGGGACCUAUUAGGAAACCUCCACCCUCUUCAGGUUACCCAAUUCUACCUUUAAAACCAAGACCUUUCCCUCCAGGGCCUAUUAUGUUGCCAAUACCCCUACUUCCCUUUAUUUCUAAAUAUCCUUUUUAUCCAUUCCUCACUAAACCUAAUCCCACAAUUAAAACAACCACCAAAGCUACAACCAAAACCACUACAGAAGCCACCACCACCAAAAGAGAAACCACCACUUCCACAAAACCCACCCCCACAACACCAACCAUUACCAUUUCCACAGAGCCUACCACCACAAUACCAACCAUCACCACUUCCACAGAGCCCACCACUUCUGAAGAACUUAUCACCAAAACACCAACCAUUACCACUUCCACAGAGCCCACCACUCCUGAAGAACCCACCACCACAACACCAACCACCACUGUUACCACAGAAUCUACCACCACACCACCAAUUAUUACCACUUCCACAGAGCCCACCACCACUUCUGAAGAACCCACCACCACAACACCAACCACCACCAUUUCCACAGCACCUACCACCAUAACACCAACCAUUACCACUUCUGAAGAACCCACCACAACACCAAUCACCACAGUUCCCACAGAACCUACCACCACAACACCAACUGUUACCACUUCCACAGAGCGCACCACCACUUCUGAAGAACCCACCACAACACCAACAACCAGCACUUCCACAAAACCCACCACAACACCAACCAUUACCAUUUCCACAGAACCCAUCACCACAACACCAACAACCACCAUUCCCACAGAACCCACCACCACCACACCAGCCAUUACCACUUCCACAGAGCCCACCACCACUUCUGAAGAACCCACCACCCCAACCACUGACACUUGCACUGAACUCACAACCACCACAACAACUAUCACUUCCACAGAGCCCACCAUCACUAUGACAGGAGCUACUGCCUCAACAGCACCGACCUCUUCAGCCACAGAGCCCACAUCCACAACAUCAGCAGAAACCACCACCACAGCACCUACCACAGGUGCUACUCAAAUUAUAACCAACCCUCCCUUCACCGUAUUGCCCAGUACCACUAUCCAAGUUACAACUUUCAAUCCAACUAUGUUGAGCAGUGCAGUUUUGAAGAGUCUUUGGGAGAAAUUCCUUUCUAUUUUUGGUUGAAGAUGUGAGAAAUUAUAUCCAAACUUCUCUGACCUCUUAGAAAUGAAUUUCAAUUAUUCCAGUGGAACCAAUCUUGAUCUAACAAUCACACAAAACAAAUAAAAUAAAGCAUUUGAGCAAUAA